AUGUUCGCGGAGCUGAACGAGCUGCUCGGGGCCUCUCCGGAGCGCCCGGACGCGGGUAAAUUCACACUGCUGCGAGACACCCGGACAGAUGGCAGCUUCCUGGUGCACCACUUCCUCUCCUUCUACCUCAGAGCUGGCUGCAAGGUUUGCUUUGUCGCCCUGCUCCAGUCCUUCAGCCACUACAGCAUCGUGGCACAGAAGCUGGGAGUCAAUCUGGCAGCUGCCAAGGAGCAGGGACAGCUUGUCUUCCUGGAGGGCCUCAAGUCCUGCCUUGACCUCCUGUUUGGGGAGGAGGAGCAGCCAGGACAGCCCAGUCCUCUGCAAUUCCUGAGCAGGAGCCCCCGUGAGCUCCGAGCCUUGUUUGACUUUGUGCGGGUGUCGCUGACUCCCUGUGCCCGUGAUUCCUGGAAAGGCCCCGUGCUGCUGGUGGAUGACCUCAGUGUCCUGCUGAGCCUGGGGGCUGCACCGGUGUCUGUGCUGGACUUCAUCCACUACUGCCGUGCGUCCGUGUGCUGCCAGCUGCAGGGGAACGUCGUGGUGCUGGUUCACAGCAACGAGGAUUCGGAAGAUGAGGAGAACGAACUGGUUGUGAACUCCCUGUGUCAUCACAGCGACCUCAUCCUGUGGGCAGAGGGGCUGGCCACCGGCUUCUGCAAGGAUGUUCACGGGCAGAUUAAGAUAAUCAAGAGAUUGUCCUUGCGGCAGGCGGCGGAGCAGGAUCUGGUCCAGAUCUACCAGUACAAGAUCCAGGACAGGAACGUCACCUUUUUUGCACGGGGGCUGUCGGCUGCAGUCCUGUGACACUGCCUGGGAAUGUCAGUCCUGUGACACUGUGACACUGCCCGGGAAUGUCAGUCCCUGCCUCAGCAAAAGCACCACCAGCACCUCUGAGGAGCAGGAGCAGCACAGCAAACUGGCCUGGAGGGAAGCUCAGACACUCCUGGAAGUGGUGCCAACGUGGGAUCAGCCUGCCUGGAGCCUGCUGCAUCCCUUUGUCCUCCCACCCUGUUCCCAACACGCUCAGGCCAAGAAAGGGAGCAAGAACUUGCAGGAAUGGCCCUUGGAGCAUGUAAAUACAGGCAGGGGGUGCCCUGCGGGCUGGGUGUGCCUUGCCUCACCUUUUCCGGUGUGUUGGGCACAGCACGGCAGUGCCAGGCACUGCACGGAGGGAGCGCCCCCUCCCUCCCUGCCGCUGGCACGGGAGCAGAUGACACAGCGGGUGGAGCCGGGAUGGUCUGGGAGCCUGGUGCAAUCCUCUCCUUGCUCCCAGCUCUGGCUGGCAGAGAUGUGCCCAGCUCCCGUGCAGUUGGCAAAUCCACAGCUCUGUGUGUCGUCCCUCACGACCUGGCUGCUGCCGUGCUUCGUCACCUGCAGCUUCCCAAACUCAUGCUGGGUUUGUGGUUGGAGAAACCCCACUGUGAGCCUGUCUCAGCCCCUGCGUCC
Molecule: messenger RNA, 1443 nt
Organism: Cinclus cinclus
Lineage: Eukaryota; Metazoa; Chordata; Aves; Passeriformes; Cinclidae
Gene: ELP6
Product: elongator acetyltransferase complex subunit 6
Exons: 7
Coding region: 1-801 (266 amino acids)
Biological process (GO): tRNA wobble uridine modification
Cellular component (GO): elongator holoenzyme complex
Source: RefSeq, a predicted model, not a curated record